UGUCACAGAUGAAGUCGACUCACAUUGUCUGUACGGUCUUCCAUUUGGUAACCUGACUGGCACUGUGCAUUAUAAGCAUCAGAGAAUCCUGAGAAUAAUUUCAGAACUGUUUUUAUACUGAUGAUUCCAGAAUCAGUUGCAAGGUGAAAUACUGCUCAUGUUUCCAUUUAGCAAGAAAGAAGUAAAUGGGAAUAAAAAUGGACUUGAACGCUCGAAGUUACUUACUUCAGAACUGCAAAUCUCUGGAAAGAGAUAUCAAAACUUCUUACAUAAUGGAUCAUAUGAUUGCGGAUGAGGCGUUAACGUUACAAGAGGAGGAGAAAGUGAAAGCCCAGACUUCCCAGAGGGAACGAGCAGCUAUGCUUCUAGAAAUAAUCCUCACCAAAGAUAAUCAUGCGUACAUAUCCUUUUAUAAUGCUCUGCUUCAUGAGGGCUACAAGGAUCUUGCUGCCCUUCUCCAAGAUGGCAUCCCUAUUAUUUCACCUCUUAACGGAAAGAAUCCAGUGGAUGGAGUGACCUCAUACGUUAAGACUGUCCUUUGUGAAGGUGGAGUUCCACAGCGACCGGUAGUCUUUGUCACUCGUCCGGAACUAACAAAAACAAUCCAACAGAAACUGUACAGGCUAAAAAGUGAUUCCGGAUGGGUUAUUGUUUAUGGAAUGGCAGGGUGUGGAAAGUCUGUCUUGACAGCAGAAGCUCUACGUGACCACAGUCUUUUGAAAGACUGCUUCCCCGGGGGAGUCAACUGGGUUUCUGUUGGCAAACAAGACAAGACAGGACUGCUAAUGAAACUCCAAAACCUGUGCAUGAGACUAGACCAAGACUUCACCUUUUUGCAGAGGCCGCCGCUAAACAUAGAGGAAGCUAAGGAUCGCCUUCGUUGGCUGAUGCUACGCAAAUACCCAAGGUCUCUCUUAGUACUCGAUGACAUUUGGGAUUCCUGGGUAUUAAAAGCAUUUGACAGUCACUGCCAGAUUCUUAUCACCAGCAGGGACAGAAGUGUGGCAGAUUCUGUGAGUGGCAACAAAUAUGAAGUUCCUCUGGAAAGUGGGUUACCACACGACAAAGCACUUGAGAUUUUAUCUCUGUUCGUUAAUAUGGAAAUAGUGGAGCUGCCGGAAAAAGCUGAUAGUAUUGUAAGAGAAUGCAAAGGUUCUCCCCUUGUGGUGUCAUUGAUAGGAGCGUUGCUACGAGAUUUCCCCAACCGCUGGGAUUACUACCAUAAACAACUUCAAAAUAAGCAGUUCAAACGAAUAAGGAAGUCGUCCUCUUACGAUUAUGAAGCGCUCGAUGAAGCAAUGUCCAUAAGUGUUGAAAUGCUGCGGAAAGAUCUUAAAGACUACUACACAGAUCUUUCUGUCCUUCAAAAGGACAUUAAAGUGCCUUCAAAAGUGUUUUGCAUCCUUUGGGACAUGGAGACUGAAGAAGCUGAAGACAUACUGCAGGAGUUUAUUAACAAAUCUCUCUUGUUUUGUGAUCGGAAUGGAAAAUCGUUCCGUUACUAUUUGCACGAUCUUCAGCUCGAUUUCCUUACAGAGAAGAAUCGCUCCCAGCUUCAGGAGCUACAUAAAAAGGCAGUCCAUCAAUACAAGAGACAUUAUAAACAUUCUGUACCGAAUCCGUCACAAGAGGACUGCAUGUAUUGGUAUAAUUUUCUGGCUUACCAUAUGGCGAGUGCUGAUAUGCAUGAGGAACUGUGUGCCCUCCUGUUUUCACUAGACUGGAUUAAAACAAAAACAGAACUGUUGGGGCCUGCUCAUUUGAUCCAUGAAUAUGUUGAAUAUAGUCGAAUACUGGAUCAAAAGGAUACCAUUGUACGUGAAAACUUCCAGGAAUUUCUGUCUUUAAACGGACACCUCCUUGGAAGACAGCCAUUUCCAGACAUUGUACAGUUGGGAUUGUGUCAGCCUGAAGACUCAGAAGUGUAUCGGCAAGCAAAACUACAAGCCCAACAAGAAUGUGCCAAGGGAUCCCUUUAUGUGGAAUGGAUAAAUAAAAAAUCCAUGAAGAACAUCUACCGUUUGGUUGUGCGUCCACAUAAAGAUGCCGUUUACCAUGCUUGUUUUUCCCAGGAUAGACAGAGAAUAGCAUCAUGUGGAUCUGAUAAAACAUUGCAGAUUUUUAAAGCAGAAAGUGGUGGAAAGCUCCUGGAAGUAAAAGCUCACGACGAUGAAGUGCUCUGCUGCGCUUUUUCCGCAGAUGACAAGUUUGUUGCCACUUGUUCCGCGGAUAAAAAAGUGAAAGUCUGGAAUUCACGAACGGGUCAGCUUGUGAAUUUAUUUGAAGAACAUACCGAACAGGUCAACUGUUGCCAGUUUAACCACAUGAACCGCCACCUGUAUCUGUUGGCUACCUGUUCCAAUGAUACUUUUAUCAAACUCUGGGAUUUGAACAAGAAAUACUGCCGUAACACAUUGUUCGGCCACAUGAAUUCCGUUACUCACUGCAGAUUCUCACCAGAUGACAAGUAUAUGGCUAGUUGUUCAACAGAUGGAACUUUGAAGCUUUGGCACGUGGAUUCUGCAAAUGAACUGAAGACUAUUGACAUGAGAGACUACUUCAAGAGUACGGAUGAAUAUUAUGAUGAUGUGGAAGUGUUGGUGAAAUGCUGCUGCUGGUCAUCAGAUGGCGCUACAGUAAUUGUGGCAGCCAAAAAUAAACUUUUUCUGUUUGAUGUCAAGACCAGCGAUUUAUUGGCAGAGAUCCUUAUAAAUCCCCACAGCACUAUUCAGUACUGUGAUUUUUGUCCCAACAGUCAACUGGUAGCAGUUGCUUUAUCACAUUAUUCUGUCGAGAUAUGGGAUAUUAAGACCUAUUCCAGAACAGCUGACUGCCGAGGACAUAUGAGCUGGGUGCAUUCUGUGACAUUUUCGCUCGAUGGGUCUUUAUUUCUGACGUCUUCUGAUGAUCAGACAAUUAGAAUUUGGGAGACAAAUAAGGUGUGCAAAUCCUCUGCUGUGGUGUUAAAACGUGAAAUAGACGUUUCGUUUCCGGGUAAUGAAGUGAUCGUUUUAGCCAUUGACAGUCUGAAGCGUCUGCAGCUAAUUAACGGAUGCACAGGCCAAACUCUGUAUCAGACUGGUCCACAGGAGCAUUUCAUUUGUUGCUGUUGCCUGAGUGAAGAUCUGCAGAUGGCUGCGUUUGGAGACAAGGAUGGGACAGUAAAGGUAUUGAGCCUAUCAAGUGGGAAAAUUGUAAAAUGCAGAAGUGGACACCGGAAGGCCGUACAGCGUUGUCAGUUUACUUCUGACGGGCAGACGCUUCUGUCAAGCUCCGAUGAUUCUACCAUUCAGGUAUGGAACUGGCAGUCAGAUGACUCUAUUCUCCUGAAAGGUCAUACAGAAUCGGUCAAGAAUUUCCGGCUUCUGGAAAUCUCCAAGCUUCUUUCGUGGUCAUUUGAUGGGACAGUUAAGCUCUGGAACAUAGCUACUGGAGAAAUGGAGAGAGACCUUGCUUGCCACGAAUAUGCUAUUCUUUCUUGUGCUGUUUCACACGAUGCCACCAGAUUUUCUACUGCCUCUGCUGACAAGACUGCCAAAAUAUGGAGUUUUGAAAGUUCGUCUGUUCUUCACAUAUUAAGCGGCCAUGAAGGUUGUGUGAGAUGCUGCACCUUCUCCCUUGAUAAUGAACUGCUGGCCACAGGAGAUGACAAUGGAGAAAUACGGAUUUGGAACGUCUCAAGAGGCGAGCAGCUACACCUCUGUUCCCGUACACCAAUAGAUGAUGGCGAAUCAGCACACGGAGGCUGGGUCACAGACCUUUGCUUUUCUCCAGACAGUAAGAUGCUUGUUUCUUCGGGGGGAUACAUUAAGUGGUGGAAUGUGGAUUCUGGCCAAGCCCGGCAGACCUUUUACACCAAUGGCACCAAUCUGAAAUUCCUCCACGUGUCUCCAGAUUUCAAAGUGUGUGUGACUGUCGAUAACCUUGGAAUCCUUUAUGUGCUGCAGAUUAUGGACUAUGGACUAUAAAACAGGAUCAGACGGCUUUUGAAAUGGCAGUAUUUUGAGCCAGAAGCAAGUUCCACAGACUUUCACGCACUCAUUUCAGCUGUGAAGGGAUCUCAUGAGUUAUACGGGUCUGUUUGCAGGACACGUCGGUGAACGUUUUCAGAUCAGCGUAAAGUUUACCUUGUGUUUGGUCUAAAGUGCGAAGGAUUUCCCACUGUUAUAAUUGAGAAAUGUUUCGACAAACUGUUGCACUAGUGAUCAUCAAAGGCAGCUUAAUAAGGGUGCAUAGUACAGAACAAAGUUUGAGUCCAGUGGCACCUUUAAGAGUCAAGGUAUAAGCUUUCGUGUGCAAUC
Molecule: messenger RNA, 4301 nt
Organism: Gekko japonicus
Lineage: Eukaryota; Metazoa; Chordata; Lepidosauria; Squamata; Gekkonidae
Gene: APAF1
Product: apoptotic peptidase activating factor 1
Exons: 27
Coding region: 186-3968 (1260 amino acids)
Biological process (GO): apoptotic signaling pathway; regulation of apoptotic process
Cellular component (GO): apoptosome
Molecular function (GO): ADP binding; protein binding
Source: RefSeq, a predicted model, not a curated record